This is a messenger RNA of Alosa alosa (allis shad), 900 nucleotides long. It is a transcript of the gene cldn15lb, whose product is annotated as claudin 15-like b. Gene Ontology annotation, biological process: bicellular tight junction assembly; cell adhesion. The record is from RefSeq and is a predicted model, not a curated record. Lineage: Eukaryota; Metazoa; Chordata; Actinopteri; Clupeiformes; Clupeidae. The transcript is spliced from 3 exons. The coding region runs from base 369 to 836 and encodes 155 amino acids. Gene Ontology annotation, molecular function: structural molecule activity. Gene Ontology annotation, cellular component: plasma membrane; bicellular tight junction.
UACGUUUCUGCUUUCGAUGAAACAAAGACACCAGCUCCUAUCUGCACAUUUGGUUGGAUAGCCUACAAAGACACUCCUAGUAUCAAUAUUGUCGUCAUGAGCGCACAAGGAAGGGCUCUGAGUUUAAUGGGUUUAUGGCCCUAGCAUAAAAAGAGUGCAGUUCCCGUUGUAAUAGAGAAAUGCUUGGUGAGGUAGUAGUGAACAGUAAGUGACAAAACCCAAUCAGAUAAUCUCGCCACCGUGGGAUCUGUUUGUCCUCAAGAUUCAGGACCAGACCUGUUUUUUCUUCACCGUCAAAUUUUAGAGGACUCCAACAGGAGGACUUUUUUUUAUCCAAUAUUUUGCGUUGGUUGCUUUGGAGGUCAGCCAUGUCCACUGGUGUGGAGAUUGUAGGCUUCUUCCUCGGCGUCGCGAGCUGGUUACUCACGGGAGCAUGCAUUACGAAUGACUUCUGGAAGGUCUCCUCCUUCUCGGGCAGUGUGAUUAUCUCCUCGCGCCAGUAUCAGAACCUCUGGCAUUCCUGUGCCGAGGACAGCACCGGCAUCAGCAACUGCAGAGACUUUGAGUCGUUGCUGGCCCUGCCAGACUAUGUUCAGGGAUGUCGCGCCUUAAUGAUUAUCGCCCUGCUUCUCGGCCUGGCAUCCAUCAUUGUGGCGGUGCUAGGACUGAAGUGUACUAAAUUAGGAAACACGUCCCGAGAGGCCAAGGGCAAGAUCGCCUUAACAGGAGGCAGUUUAUUUAUCCUGUCAGGCUUAUGCACUUUAUCUGCUGUAUCCUGGUAUGCUGGACGCAUUGUGCAAGAAUUUUAUGACCCUUUCUACGGAGGCAUAAAGUGAGCAUUUCUCAGAAUACCUGAUAGACUAGGUCAUGAAAUAACUGUACCAUACAAAUGCAUAUACC